Messenger RNA from Hyaena hyaena (striped hyena), 2433 nucleotides. RefSeq names its product scaffold protein involved in DNA repair (gene SPIDR). The coding region runs from base 127 to 1908 and encodes 593 amino acids. Gene Ontology annotation, biological process: regulation of establishment of protein localization to chromosome; double-strand break repair via homologous recombination. Gene Ontology annotation, cellular component: nuclear chromosome; nucleoplasm. The record is from RefSeq and is a predicted model, not a curated record. NCBI's taxonomy places the organism in Eukaryota, Metazoa, Chordata, Mammalia, Carnivora, Hyaenidae. The transcript has 14 exons.
UCCGGAAGCAGACAUUUCUCAGGACUCCAGAACCAUCAGCAAAGAAGAAGCUUCUAAGGUAGAAAAUCUGGCAUAUUAAUUGUGAAAAUUCUAGAGCUGCAUGAGGAAUGCACCUUCCAAGUUGCUAUGUGUGAGCAGUUAGCAGGGCUGCAGGCCGACAGCCCUUCUCAAGGUGAGGCUCUCAGGACUGGCCUGAAGGUUCUCUUCACCAAGGAGACUGCUUGCCAUCUCAGGGGGCGUCCCCAAGACAUCAUCCGUAUAUAUCCUCCCUGGCAAAAGCUUAUUAUCCCAAAUGGAAGUUGCCCUGUUAUUCUGAAUACUUAUUUUUGUCAGAAAAUUGUUGCCAAAGAAGAUUCAAAAAUAAUACAUGCAGUGCAUUCUUGGGACACACCCCUUCCAAGAAGAAGUAUCACUUUGGCUCAAAUGUUUAUAUUUAAGAGUCUAACAAUUAAAUCUCCUGAAAAACAGGUCAUGUGUGGUGGUCUCACUACCAUGAGGACAGAUUGCACCCAUGGACAAGAGGAAACCAAGCAGUGCUUCCCAGCUCAGGCUACCCUGAGGGGCUCUCUUCUGUAUGCAGUGGAAAGCCAGGGAGCUGCCACCUGGUCAGGAGUUGACGUCCGAGUGGUGGUACAGAGAGUUUACUCUCUUCCCUGCAGGAAUCAGCAGGGAGGUGGCUCAGCUGUCCCAUCUGGCCCAGACCCAUCUAGAGUUCGACUCUGCCUUCUUGUGCAAGAUGCCUAUGGAAUGUUCAGUGAAGUGUACUCUGAGGGCACCAUCUUGAAAGACCAACAGUUGGAAGGGAAAUCCUGCAGCCUAAUGGGAAUGAAGGUUCUACAGAAGGCCACCAGAGGAAGGUCAGCAGGGCUUUUCAGCUUGAUCGACACCAUGUGGCCUCCAGUGAUGCUUCUGAAAGCAGCUGGCCAUGGCCGAGGCUGUGAAGAGGUAAAAACACACGUGCCUCCGCCUAGCUUCUGUUACAUUCUCGCUGCUCAUCCAAAUGUGGGACAGAUUGAUAUAAUCGAAGAAGACCCCAUUUCUAAGCUUUACCAACCUCCAGUUCCCCGCUUCUUAAGAGAAAUUCUCCAGACUGAUGAUCUCAGUACACGUUGCAGUUUCUAUGCCAGGGUGAUUUAUCAAAGAUCACAGCAAAGAGAGAUUUGGCUGAUGGUGACUGAUGUCAGCCUGCAGAUGCAGGAUGAGAAUAACGCUGGCCUCCCCAAAACUGUACCAGUCUGUGUGGCCCCCUCCUGUGUGCUGAGCCAGGAAGUCCUGGAAGCGCUCACUCAGGCUGCCCCUCACAGCUUCCUCUUCAGGGACACUCUCCGAGCCCAGGGUCAGAUUGUUUGUGUUGAACGAAGUGUCCUUUUGCUUCAAAAGCCCCCUUUGGGUGUGGCCUCCAGUGCACCCUCCUGUGAACUGACCAGCCCUGUGAAGCUCAGUGAACUGGAUUCUGUCACUCAGGUCAACUCCAUUUGCAGCGUUCAAGGCACCGUGGUUGGUGUGGAUGAGAGCACUGCCUUCUCAUGGCCCACUUGUGACCUGUGUGGGAACGAGAGACUGGAGCAGAGCCCUGGACACAGAGGCGCCUUUUUCUGUGGGAACUGCUCCCAUGUGGUCACCUCUCCUCUGCUCAGAAGGCACCUGCAGGUGUUCCUGGACUGCCCCUCUCAUCCCCAGUGCACAGUGAAGGUCAAGCUAUCCCAGACCAGUAUUUCUUCACUCCUGAGGUUUGCCGCCGGCAAAGAUGGGAAUUAUGAAGUGAAGAGCGUCCUCGGAAAGGAGGUGGGGUUGUUGAAUUGUUUUGUCCAGUCCAUAACCACCCACCCAGCUAGCUGCGUUGGAUUGGAGGAAAUUGAGCUCCUGACUGCAGGAAGAGCCUCUUCCCAACACUGCCAGUUGCCAUAGGAGCGUGAACUUUGUGAUGCAGUCACGGUGGUGGUGGAGGUGGUGGUUUGGGGUAGUUAUUUGUUAACUAAAGGCAGAGCAAAUAUACUGUAUGAUCUUGAAAUGGAACUUAGAUUUUUUUUCUGGGGCAAAUGUUAGUAAGAUAAUUUUGUAAAGUAUACAUCAAAGUACUUUUUUCUACAGUUAUAUUUUAUGACCUUUCUGCAAACUUGGGAACAUGUUAUAUUAAAACUUAAAUAAGCUUGGUCUUCACUUUGUAUUUCAUCUUAGGCAGUAUUAAAACAGCAAGAAAAUAAAAUUCUGUUCAUUUGUAAUUUUUAAGUUUUUAAAACUGUUACCCAUAAAGUAUAGAUAAGUUACCUGGUCUGAUUAUUGCCGUACUGGACAGAAAGAUAGGCCUGUUUAAUCAUGAUGGGUACUGUGCACAGAGAGCCAAUAUUACAGACUCAAGAGGAGUGAUUGGUUAUUGUUGGCAGAGAUUUAAAUUAACAUGAAAUGAUUAAUAAAUUGUCUUUAGACAAUAAA